Messenger RNA from Gordionus sp. m RMFG-2023, 2626 nucleotides. Its product is annotated as dolichyl-diphosphooligosaccharide--protein glycosyltransferase subunit STT3B-like. The coding region runs from base 35 to 2431 and encodes 798 amino acids. Gene Ontology annotation, biological process: post-translational protein modification. Gene Ontology annotation, cellular component: membrane. NCBI's taxonomy places the organism in Eukaryota, Metazoa, Nematomorpha, Gordioida, Chordodea, Parachordodidae. Gene Ontology annotation, molecular function: dolichyl-diphosphooligosaccharide-protein glycotransferase activity. The record is from RefSeq and is a predicted model, not a curated record. The transcript has 18 exons.
CUGAUAACAUUCAUUCAUAAAUGAAAAUACGAAUAUGUCAAGUUUUAGCAUAAAAACAGCUAUAUCUACACCUCAAGCAUGGCUUAGUCUAAUAACAUUUAUUGUUUUAUUGCUUGCCUGUGUUGUAGGCUUUAGCGCUAGGCUUUUUGCGGUCAUUCGUUUUGAAAGUAUUAUUCAUGAAUUUGAUCCAUGGUUUAAUUAUCGUGCUACACAUUAUAUGGUGGAAAAUGGAUUUUAUAAUUUUUUAAAUUGGUUUGAUGAAAGAGCUUGGUAUCCAUUGGGCCGAAUUGUUGGAGGCACUGUAUAUCCUGGGUUGAUGAUAACAUCUGGAGCUAUCCAUUCCAUAUUACACUCACUUCACAUACCAGUACAUAUUCAAGAGAUAUGUGUAUUCUUAGCCCCUGUUUUUAGUGGGUUCACAGCAAUAGCUACUUAUUUACUUACAAAAGAAUUAUGGGACUCUGGUGCUGGCUUGUUAGCAGCAUGUUUUAUAGCAAUAGUUCCUGGUUAUAUUAGUAGAUCUGUUGCUGGAAGUUAUGAUAAUGAAGGAAUAGCAAUAUUUGCUCUAAUGUUUACUUAUUACUUGUGGAUCAAAUCUGUGAAAUCUGGCUCUGUUUUUUGGUCUGUUCUAACAGCUUUGUCCUAUUUUUAUAUGGUGUCAGCAUGGGGUGGUUAUGUUUAUAUAAUCAAUCUUAUACCCCUACAUAUUUUUGUACUUUUGAUUAUGGGAAGAUAUAGUCCAAAAUUAUACAUAUCGUAUACAACAUUUUACAUUAUGGGUUUGAUAUUGUCAAUGCAAAUUCCAUUUGUAGGAUUUCAGCCUUUAAGGACAAGUGAACAUAUGGCUGCUGCUGGCGUUUUCUUUUUACUCAACAUCUACAAUUUCGUUAAAUAUCUUCGAAAUUUUAUUCCCAAAAAUCUUUUCCGGAAACUAUUCACUACGUCGAUACUUAUAGGAGCCGCUUCCGUAUUUGCGAACGUUGUUCUCCUAACUUACUUUGGUUACAUCGCCCCCUGGAGCGGUCGAUUUUACUCUUUAUGGGACACGGGUUAUGCCAAGAUUCAUAUUCCCAUAAUUGUAUCCGUCUCCGAGCAUCAACCCACUACUUGGUGCAGUUUCUUCUUUGAUAACCACGUCUUGCUUUGCGCCUUCCCGGCCGGCCUUUGGUUCGUAUUCAAGAAACUAGACGAUACGCGCGUUUUUAUUAUCCUAUUCGCGAUGAGUGCCGUCUAUUUCGCUGGCGUCAUGGUUCGCCUAAUGCUGACUCUUACACCUGUAAUAUGUGUCUUGGCCAGCAUCUCCUUUUCCACCCUCUUCAAUUCCUACCUGAAAAAUGAUGAUGAUGCAAUAGAACAGAGCGAUAAGAGUACUAAUCACGUGUCAUCCAAGCAACCAAGUUCCAAACACGUUAAAAGAUCGGGCAGUAACGUGAGUAGCGAAAAUUCUUCCGGAGAGAUUGACAAGGGCAAGGAAGAAACAACCAAACGCAGCCUUUACGAUAAGGCUGGAAAAGUGCCUAAAUAUCUAUCUCCUACUUCAACCACUAACGCUAAUCUUGAUAAUGGUGUGGGAUCUAAUGUGAAAGGUUUGACCGUUUUGGUGUGUAUUUUGUUGCUCUUGAUGUUCGCAGUCCAUUGCACUUGGGUUACCUCAAAUGCUUACUCUAGUCCUAGUGUAGUUUUAUCCUCAUAUGAUAACGAGGGUAAUCGAUACAUUAUAGACGAUUUUAGGGAAGCCUAUUACUGGCUUCGACAAAACACUAGGGAUGAUGCUACUGUAAUGUCUUGGUGGGAUUACGGAUACCAGAUAGCUGGUAUGGGCAAUAAAACGACUUUCGUCGACAAUAAUACUUGGAACAAUAGUCAUAUAGCAUUGGUUGGCAAAGCCAUGUCCUCUAACGAAAGCGCCGCAUACACGAUAAUGCGUAACCUUGGGGUUGAUUACGUUUUAGUCAUUUUCGGGGGUGUGAUAGGAUUCUCGGGUGACGAUAUUAACAAGUUUUUAUGGAUGGUACGAAUAGCCGAAGGAGAGCAUCCAAACGAUAUUAGAGAACAAGAUUAUUUCACAUCGAACGGAGAAUUUAGGGUUGAUAAUGAGGGAUCACCAACGCUUUUGAAUUGUCUUAUGUAUAAAUUAUCAUACUACGAUUUUGGAAAGCUGAAAUUUGAUCAAAGAAUGCCAUUCGGGUACGAUAGGACAAGAGAUGUUGAAAUUGGAAAUAAGAAUUUCGAUUUAGAACACUUAGAAGAAGCCUACACCACGCAACAUUGGUUAGUUAGGAUAUUUAAAGUGAAGGAACCUUCCAACCGGAAGAAAAUUAAAAAUCCUAAACUCAAAAUGAGAUACACAAAAUACACCAGCAAAAAGAACUUGAAAAAUAAGAAAGGUCUCAUCAAAAACAAGUUAAAAAUUGAGAAAAUUAGAUUGUAAAAUUAGCGGACAAACGAAAAAAAAUGUACAUGAAGUUUUUUAAUUUGAUAUUAUGAUUUUUUUUUAUAAAUAUCAUAUUUAUUAAAUAUCUUGCAAUAUAAUUUUAUAUGUCAACCGGAGGAUCCUCAAUUAAUUUUAAAAUCCUAUAUUUUUGUUAUGAUUAUAUAAUAUUCGUUUUUUUGUAUAGGGGUAUAA